AUGGAUAGAUUCCGCAUGUUCUUCCAACAUUUCCAGUCCAACUCCGAGUCUGUGAUGAACGGCAUCUGCCUGCUGCUGGCUGCGGUCACCGUGAAACUGUACUCCUCCUUCGACUUCAACUGCCCCUGCCUGGCCCGCUACAAUGCCCUCUACGGCCUGGGCCUGCUCCUCACGCCCCCUCUCGCCCUCUUCCUCUGCGGCCUCCUCCUCAACCGGCAGUCGGUCGUGAUGGUUGAGGAGUGGCGCCGGCCCGUGGGGCACCGGAGGAAGGACCUAGGUAUCAUCAGAUACAUGUGCUCUUCUGUGCUGCAGAGAGCAAUGGUUGCACCCCUGGUCUGGAUCCUGCUAGCCCUCCUUGAUGGGAAAUGCUUUGUGUGUGCCUUCAGUAACUCUGUGGAUCCUGGGAAGUUUCUGGACUCAGCCAACAUGACCUCCAGCCAGGUGCAACUCUUCCUGGCCAAGGUACCCUGCAAAGAAGAUGAGCUGGUCAGAGACAGUCCUGCUCGAAAGGCUGUAUCUCGCUAUCUGCGGUGUCUGUCACAGGCCAUCGGCUGGAGUAUCACCCUGUUUCUGAUUGUGGUGGCCUUCCUGGCUCGCUGUCUGAGACCAUGUUUUGACCAGACAGUCUUCCUGCAACGUAGAUACUGGAGCAACUACGUGGACCUAGAGCAGAAGCUCUUUGAUGAGACCUGUUGUGAGCAUGCGCGGGACUUCGCACACCGCUGUGUGCUGCACUUCUUCGCCAGCAUGCAGAGUGAGCUGUGGGUUCGGGGGCUGCAUCGGGAUCCUGCAGACCAAAGCCUGGAGCCCCCCAAGUCUUCAGAGUCCCCAGAGGACCUUGAUGGAGGAAGCGGGAAGGCCCACCUGCGUGCAGUCUGCAGUCGAGAGAAGAUGGACCAUCUUCUAAGCACCUGGUACUCCAACAAACCACCACUGGACCUUGUAGCAUCCUCUAGGCACUGGGGGGCUAGCCUCAACCACCGUGUCCCCAUGGUGGUCCCCAGAACCAGGCUAUCCCAGCACACAGAUGUGUAG
Molecule: messenger RNA, 1035 nt
Organism: Dipodomys ordii (Ord's kangaroo rat)
Lineage: Eukaryota; Metazoa; Chordata; Mammalia; Rodentia; Heteromyidae
Gene: Calhm3
Product: calcium homeostasis modulator 3
Exons: 3
Coding region: 1-1035 (344 amino acids)
Molecular function (GO): monoatomic cation channel activity
Source: RefSeq, a predicted model, not a curated record